ACUCGGGAUGUCGCCCUGGCCGAGGUGGCAUGGACCCGCCAUGGCGCGGCUCUGGGGCUUAUGUUUGCUAGUCUUGGGCUUCUGGAGGGCCUCUCUCGCCUGCCCCAUGUCCUGCAAAUGCAGUGCCACUAGGAUUUGGUGUACUGAGUCUUCUCCUGGCAUCGUGGCAUUUCCGAGGUUGGAACCUAACAGCGUUGACCCAGAGAACAUCACCGAAAUUCUCAUUGCAAACCAGAAAAGGUUAGAAAUCAUCAAUGAAAAUGACGUUGACGCUUACGUGGGGCUGACAAACCUGACGAUUGUGGAUUCCGGCUUAAAGUUCGUGGCUCACAAAGCGUUUCUGAAAAAUAACAACCUGCGGCACAUUAAUUUCACACGAAACAAGCUGACAAGUUUGUCCAGAAGACAUUUCCGCCACCUUGACUUAUCUGACCUGAUCCUGACCGGAAAUCCAUUCACAUGCUCCUGUGACAUUAUGUGGCUCAAGACCCUCCAGGAGACUAAAUCCAGCCCUGACACUCAGGAUUUGUACUGCCUCGAUGAAAGCAGCAAGAACACGCCCCUGGUGAACCUGCAGAUACCCAAUUGCGGUCUGCCAUCUGCACGUCUGGCUGCCCCUAACCUCACCGUGGAGGAAGGAAAGUCUGUGACCCUUUCCUGCAGCGUGGUGGGUGACCCACUCCCCACCUUGUACUGGGACGUUGGAAAUUUGGUUUCCAAACACAUGAAUGAAACAAGCCACACACAGGGCUCCUUAAGGAUAACUAACAUUUCAUCUGAUGACAGUGGAAAGCAAAUCUCUUGUGUGGCAGAAAACCUCGUAGGAGAAGAUCAAGACUCUGUAAACCUCACUGUGCAUUUUGCACCAACUAUCACAUUUCUGGAAUCUCCCACGUCAGACCACCACUGGUGCAUUCCAUUCACUGUGAGAGGCAACCCCAAGCCAGCGCUUCAGUGGUUCUACAAUGGGGCCAUACUGAACGAAUCCAAGUACAUCUGUACUAAGAUACACGUUACCAAUCACACGGAGUACCACGGCUGCCUCCAGCUGGAUAACCCCACUCAUAUGAAUAACGGAGACUACACCCUGAUGGCCAAGAACGAGUAUGGAAAGGAUGAGAGACAGAUCUCCGCUCACUUCAUGGGCCGGCCUGGAGUUGACUAUGAGGCAAACCCAAAUUACCCUGAAGUCCUCUAUGAAGACUGGACCACCGCCACUGAGAUGGGAGAAACUACGAAUAAAAGUAAUGAAAUCCCCUCCACGGAUGUUGCUGACCAAAGCAAUCGGGAGCAUCUCUCGGUCUAUGCGGUGGUGGUGAUUGCGUCUGUGGUGGGAUUCUGCCUGCUGGUGAUGCUGCUUCUGCUCAAGUUGGCGAGACAUUCCAAGUUUGGCAUGAAAGAUGUUUCAUGGUUUGGAAUUGGGAAAGUAAAGUCAAGACAAGGUGUGGGGCCAGCUUCAGUCAUCAGCAACGACGACGACUCUGCCAGCCCCCUCCACCACAUCUCCAAUGGGAGCAACACUCCAUCUUCUUCGGAGGGCGGUCCUGAUGCUGUCAUUAUUGGAAUGACCAAGAUUCCUGUUAUUGAAAACCCUCAGUACUUUGGCAUCACCAACAGUCAGCUCAAGCCAGACACAUUUGUUCAGCACAUCAAGAGACACAACAUCGUUCUGAAGCGGGAGCUUGGAGAAGGAGCCUUUGGAAAAGUUUUCCUAGCGGAGUGCUAUAACCUCUGCCCGGAGCAGGAUAAGAUCCUGGUGGCCGUGAAGACGCUGAAGGACGCCAGCGACAACGCACGCAAGGACUUUCAUCGUGAAGCCGAGCUGCUGACCAACCUCCAGCACGAGCACAUUGUCAAGUUCUAUGGUGUCUGUGUGGAGGGCGACCCACUCAUCAUGGUCUUUGAGUACAUGAAGCACGGGGACCUCAACAAGUUCCUUAGGGCACAUGGGCCGGAUGCGGUAUUGAUGGCAGAGGGUAACCCGCCCACCGAGCUGACGCAGUCGCAGAUGCUGCACAUCGCUCAGCAAAUCGCAGCAGGCAUGGUCUACCUGGCGUCUCAACACUUCGUGCACCGUGACCUGGCCACCCGGAACUGCCUGGUGGGAGAGAACUUGCUGGUGAAAAUUGGGGACUUCGGGAUGUCCCGGGAUGUGUACAGCACCGACUACUAUCGGGUCGGUGGCCACACAAUGUUACCCAUCCGAUGGAUGCCUCCAGAGAGCAUCAUGUACAGGAAAUUCACCACCGAGAGUGACGUCUGGAGCCUGGGGGUGGUGCUGUGGGAGAUCUUCACCUAUGGCAAGCAGCCCUGGUAUCAGCUAUCAAACAACGAGGUGAUAGAAUGCAUCACCCAGGGCAGAGUCCUUCAGCGGCCUCGAACAUGUCCCCAGGAAGUGUACGAGCUAAUGCUGGGGUGCUGGCAGCGGGAGCCACACACGAGAAAGAAUAUCAAGAGCAUCUACACCCUCCUUCAGAACUUAGCCAAGGCGUCUCCCGUCUACCUGGAUAUCCUAGGCUAGGCUCCGCCUCCUCCCCAGACCGUCCUCCCAAGACACUCCUCAG
This is a messenger RNA of Grammomys surdaster, 2564 nucleotides long. RefSeq names its product neurotrophic receptor tyrosine kinase 2 (gene Ntrk2). Gene Ontology annotation, molecular function: axon guidance receptor activity; ATP binding; brain-derived neurotrophic factor receptor activity. The record is from RefSeq and is a predicted model, not a curated record. Gene Ontology annotation, biological process: cell surface receptor protein tyrosine kinase signaling pathway; positive regulation of kinase activity; regulation of phosphatidylinositol 3-kinase/protein kinase B signal transduction. The transcript has 18 exons. NCBI's taxonomy places the organism in Eukaryota, Metazoa, Chordata, Mammalia, Rodentia, Muridae. Gene Ontology annotation, cellular component: axon; neuronal cell body; plasma membrane. Bases 8 to 2521 code for a protein of 837 amino acids.